Serinus canaria (Common canary) is the source of this 1068-nucleotide messenger RNA. RefSeq names its product homeobox protein NANOG-like. The record is from RefSeq and is a predicted model, not a curated record. The transcript has 4 exons. Gene Ontology annotation, biological process: regulation of transcription by RNA polymerase II. Lineage: Eukaryota; Metazoa; Chordata; Aves; Passeriformes; Fringillidae. The coding region runs from base 1 to 954 and encodes 317 amino acids. Gene Ontology annotation, molecular function: RNA polymerase II cis-regulatory region sequence-specific DNA binding; DNA-binding transcription factor activity, RNA polymerase II-specific.
AUGAGCGCCCACCUAGCCACGCCGCAAUACGUGCUCUACCCCGGCGCGGCCAGGUACGGGGACUAUUACUGGUUCUCCGCAGGCGGCAUGGACAGCGCGCCCACCGAGGAGGCUCCGGCGCUGGAGGCGCUCCCGCUGCCCGCGGCCAAGACGCCCAGUCCCUCAGUUGACUCUCCAGCUUCCUCCAGUUCCGGGACACUCACCCAGUACCACACCCCCGACUCCGCCACCAGUCCCACCACAGUGGGGAGCCCGUCUCCCCACUCCUCUCUCCAGAAGGUCAAGGCGCAAGGCAAGGGUGUGGUGAAGACGGGCAAGAGCCGCACAGCCUUCUCGCAGGAGCAGCUGAAAGCCCUGCACCAGCGCUUCCAGAGCCAGAAGUACCUCAGCCCCCAGCAGAUCCGGGAGCUAGCUGCUGCCCUUCAGCUCACCUACAAGCAGGUGAAAACAUGGUUUCAGAAUCAACGGAUGAAAUUUAAGCGUUGCCAAAAGGAGAGCCAGUGGAUGGAUAAAGGGAUGUAUUUACCACAGAAUGGGGUUCAUCAGCCUGCAUACCUGGAUAUAGCACCCACAUUCCACCAGGUCUUCCCUGCCGGUUCCAGCAGGAACUUUCAGGCUGUGUCCAACGUGCACCAGGCUUACAGCAGCGGACAGACUUAUGGAAAUGGGCAGAACCUGUACUCAAUCCCAUCUGUGGAGGAUGAGGGGCUCUUUGGAAAAGGUGGGACAAGCUGCAAUACCCAGCAAACCAUGGGUUUAUUAAGCCAGCAAAUGAACUUCUAUCACAGCUACUUUGACAAUAUAGAUUAUGUCAGCUUGGAGGUUGAAGACACUUUCAACUUCCAGAGCACCUCUGACACUGUCACACCAUUUUCGAGCUCUCCUAUACAGAAUCAAUGCCAGUUACCUUGGCAUCCCAUGGGGACCCAGAGUGGGUAUGAGUCUCAGGUUUGAAGGUUUUUUUUCCUCCCACCUCUUAUGUUCACCCAUGGGAUUUCCAGGGUUUUGAAGUCAUGUUCUAUUUGUUUUUCUUGCCCCUCCUCCACUACUGGUGUUGUAACUAACGGG